This is a messenger RNA of Apis laboriosa (Himalayan honeybee), 3058 nucleotides long. RefSeq names its product homeobox protein Hox-B1. Gene Ontology annotation, biological process: regulation of transcription by RNA polymerase II. The transcript is spliced from 2 exons. Gene Ontology annotation, molecular function: RNA polymerase II cis-regulatory region sequence-specific DNA binding; DNA-binding transcription factor activity, RNA polymerase II-specific. NCBI's taxonomy places the organism in Eukaryota, Metazoa, Arthropoda, Insecta, Hymenoptera, Apidae. Gene Ontology annotation, cellular component: nucleus. The coding region runs from base 547 to 2088 and encodes 513 amino acids. The record is from RefSeq and is a predicted model, not a curated record.
UCGUCGAUCGGAUCGACGACGCGUCCGCUUCUCCACCGUUUAUCGCGACUCGAGUAUCGACGAACGAGUUCCUCGCGCAUCUAUACGCGGUAAUAAUAUGGAUCUGCCUCGGGAUCUGUAACGCUCUUUCGCGAGAGAAAAAAAAGAGUAAACGGCGGAUUGAUUUUCGACGAGUGGAGGAACUUCGACCCGAAUAAAUAAGAACAAGUGCGCGAGAAGAAGCUGUGUGAUAUCUGUGUGAAUCGAAAGUUGAAAGGAAGGAAGAAGGGAUCGAUCAUCGCAAUUAUUAAAUAUCGAAUUAAUAACGAACGGAGUGUAGUAGCAAGGGGACGAGCGAUAGAAUAGGAUAGCGCGUCCCGUCCAUCGCGCGAUGUGAGCUAAUUGGCCGAUUGAAUCCUCUUCUCUCUCUCUCUCUCUCCCUCUCUUCCCCCGCGCUUCCCUCCUCGCGAAGAGCGCGCGCGUCAAGGACACUGGGCCGGUGGUGGUCCGCGGGCCAGCAGGUGGCGGCUACCGCACAAUUGAUGCAUUCGCCUCGACGCGACGAGGAUGAUGAUGAUGGACAUGGGCAUGUACGGAACUUACGGCAAGCCUGACUCGUAUCCCAACUACGUUUGCACGGGUCAAGGGAAUCAUCAUCACCAUCAUCAUCAUCACCAUCACCACCAAACCACCGCCGGGGGACACGUGUCCGUCUCGGCCUCGCCCGACCUGGCCCCGACCCACUACUUCCCCCAAUCGGCGGUCUCCCCUUACUCCUCCUCCUCCUCGGAGAGUUUCCUCGCCGCGGAAUCCGCCACGUCCUCCGGCACCCCGCCCCAGCAAACCUUCUACUCCCCGUCGGCCGUGUUGCACGAGGACGGAUCAACAACGGCGAUCAUCUCGUCCGAGAACGGGCUGAGUUACACGAAUUUGGACUACACGGCCACCGCCCCCUCCUCCUCCUCCUCGACCCCCUCGUACGGCGCUGGAAAUGGAUCGGGGCACAAUCCUGGAUCGCUCGAUCCUCACCACCAAGGCUACCACCACCACCACCACCACCACCACCUCCAGCAAACGGGGUACAGGGAUCACCACCACCACCACCAUCAUCAUCAUCACGACCCCCAACAAUCGGCGGGGAACGGUGUUCAGGGCGCCUCGAUGAUGACCCACCCCGCGAGGACGGCCGAGCACGAGAACAACCACCACCACCACCACCAGUUGCACCACCACCACCACCAGUCAUCUUCUAGUCAUCACCAUCACCAUCACAACGAGGCCAACGAGUACCAACAGCUUCCGGCCUCCAAUUAUAUUCACCAGAUACCAACGGCGUCCGAGGAUUCGUUGCACUAUCACUCGCAGAUACGUCAGAACGAAUAUAACGUGGGGGGGCAUUACAAGGAGGAGAGUCAAUCGGAUCCCUCGUGUUAUCACGCGCUCCAGCAAGCGUCAGCGGGCCAGCAUCCGCAGCAUCUUCAGCACGGCCAUCAUCAUCAUCAGCAGCAACAGCAGCAGCAUCCGCACCAUCCUCAAUCGCAGCAACAGCAGCAGCAGCAACAGCAACCGCACGUACCUACGUACAAGUGGAUGCAAGUGAAGAGAAACGUGCCCAAGCCAGUCGCAGCAAAGACAAAUCCAAAUGUUGGAGAAUAUGGCGGCAGCACUGGUGGGAAUGCGUCUCCGUACGCCACCACGGCGAACGGUCCAGUGAACUGUCUUACCGGUGGACCUAUGGCCGGUAUUGCAGGUAGUUUCAACAAUACCGGCCGAACCAACUUCACGAACAAGCAACUUACAGAACUCGAAAAAGAAUUCCAUUUCAACAAGUACCUGACUAGAGCGAGACGUAUUGAAAUCGCGUCAGCAUUGCAACUAAACGAAACACAAGUGAAAAUUUGGUUCCAAAACAGAAGAAUGAAACAGAAGAAGAGAAUGAAGGAAGGCUUAAUACCAGCUGAGAGUACGACUAUAAGCUCACUCAGUGGCGCCAGAAGUUCAAGUAAUUCGCCAACUAGUUCUUCGAGUCAUGAAACCAGUGGACUCGGUUUAUCUAGUUUUACAAGCGAUAACAGUCGGGAAUCGCCACCUUCUUCCUCAAAAGAUUGACGCGUUUCUUGCUGCAGCAACGAACGUUUAUAUAGCCUACGACUUAACGAUGAUUGGUGAAAACUAAAAGAAUAAAAAAUGUUAUUUUAAAUCGCGUGAUUUGAAUUUACAUUGACUUGAAUUUUCUUGCUGCAGCAGCAAUAGUAAUUAUAGUAUUUCCAAUUUUACUAGAACGAAAUCAUUAUAAUAAUAUAUAAUAGUCUUUUGGCGAUCUUGAAAAUUAUCAAAAUUAAUCGAACAUAGAUUAGAAAUUGAACGAUGUAUGUACUACUUAUGUGAAUUAUUUAUUUUUGAUUGAGUUAUAUACUGUAAAAACAGUGUGAACAGAAUUCCCGAAAGGUUACCAUAUACCUCAGUUUGUGUAAAUGGUAUAACAAUAUUUAUAUAUAAUUAUAAAUACCAAUGAUAUUGAUCACGGCAUAUUAAAAAAAAAAAAAAAAAAAAUUACGAAGCUAUUUUUCUUCUCUAGAUGCUUAUGAUUAAUGGCAUCUAGAAAAUAGUCUUUUUUUUGAUGAGAACAAUUAUUGUUUGAUGUUAUCAUCCUUAUAUUAAAAUUAUUUUAAAUAUUUUUUAUUCAUUUGUUCUUAUUUUAUCUAUUAUUAAAUUUUAGCACUAAUUAAUUUUCAUACCAAUAUGAAUUGCUAUAAAAAUUUACAUUUUCAAAGAAAGAAUUAAAUUUUGAUAAAAAUAAAAAUCUUCGUAAGCGUAUUAUUAUUGUAUUAUAUAAUAGAUUAUAAUUUAUUUAUAAUGAUAACAUAAGAACAAUAGUUGUGCUCCCAAUUUGAAUAUCUUCUGUAUGUAUAUGUACAUAAAAUCUAAUGCAAAUCUUGUACGAAUGUCAAUGCACAUCACUAUACAAUAAAAUAUCAUUAAAGUAAACAAUUAUACAAUAAGAAAAAAAUAUCAUUGUAGAAACUUUAAAUUUAUCGAAAUGUAUAAAAUAAAUAAAAAAAUAAUGAACUGUAUGAUG